CAUGCAAGACUCCAUGUCUUGGAUAAGUUUCAUUUCAAAGAGAAGGAGAGUACGGAGACUAAGAUAGCUUACCUAAAGACGGACCUUUACACUUUUGUUGUUAAGGUAAAUCACAUAUAUUUUGAUUGUUCUUUUUGGAGAGCAUUUUUCAAGGCGUACGGGUUUGAGGAGGACAUGAACAUUACGUUCGACCUUGGUCAUGACGAUGAUCAUGAUAAUAAUAUCGAAAUUGGGAUGCAUGCAGAUCACUUGAUUCUAGUUCUACCUCCAGCUUAUUUCUCUACUCCAAAAAAUACACGACAGGUAGUAGAUCGGACCUACUACAGUUAUGGUUCUAAGCUUACUUGGUUGGAUAAAAAUCAUCUGAUCUUAUUUAUUCAUGAUGGAGAGCAUUAUAACAACAACUACAUGAUUGGCAACAGUUAUCAUGGAUAUGUACCACUAGUGCACAAGUUCAACCAUUAUAACAUCACUUCAGACUACUUUGUACUCCUGCCAGAGACCGGGUGUGAAGUGAUGCUUAUCAAAGGAGAUUUGUAUAUGGUUAGCUUACGACCAAUCCCGUUGAGUUACCAUGGUAAAUCACGAUAUGUUGAACUGAAAACCCCUAAAAACCAAACGAUGGAGUAACGCAAUAAAAGCAAACAUACUACGAUUUGGAGACAAAUACUUGUGCAUCCCACAAGUUGGAAAUACGUUGAUGUGUAUUCUUCAAUAGCGAGAUGCAGGAGUUUUCCUUCUUUUAUGCUAGUUUACCUAUGAGAGAGUAGUAGUUAGUGUUGGUAACUUGUGAUACCUUCGUAGCUGGUUAUUUACUUGUGAUAAUUUGGUCGCUUGCUAUCUGUUGCUAGAAUAAUAAAGAGUUGUUUAACUAGUAUGAUAACAACUAGAAUGAUGAUGAGUUGUUUUUUAUUUUAUGAUAUUUUAACUUGGCAUGAUUAAGAUGACAAUGAGUUGUUAUAUGAAAUAUAUUAGAUUAAAGUAGAUGGAUGCAACGGAUUAAGUGGAAUUAGAGUAAAAUACAAUGCUGUGAUUCGUAUUUUUUCUCUAAUUGAAGUUGGA
Molecule: messenger RNA, 1062 nt
Organism: Hordeum vulgare subsp. vulgare (domesticated barley)
Lineage: Eukaryota; Viridiplantae; Streptophyta; Magnoliopsida; Poales; Poaceae
Exons: 3
Coding region: 175-630 (151 amino acids)
Source: RefSeq, a predicted model, not a curated record